AUGGAACCUGGUCGUCAAGCAGACAUGCUGCAGUGGCAGUAUGACAGGACGACAGAUCCACGUUUCGGUCCAAAUCACCUCAUGUUUAGUUACUACAACGGCGGAAACAAUCUGAGAGACAGUCACGGUGAAGAAAGCUAUGAUCACACCAGCUAUCUUGGAGCCUAUGGCGGCCGACAAGGUGGAUAUAUCCUACCCUCGCAUGGUACUCAAGCUGCCCAGUAUCCCGACCAAAGAAUGUGCUUCCAAGAAGGAUAUCGCUUCGACCAGAGCUACAUGUCCACAAGGUCACGAUCUACGGAUCAAUCGCAGUACAGCAAUCGUGCUCCACCUAGCUUCUCGUCUCAUAUCCCAACGAGCGAUUUAGGAGGACCACUGAUCAAGCCACAUCAGGGUGCGACUUAUGAGCACAAAAGACCGGUAUCACCACCAAUCCCGGACGGGCUGAAUCAAGACCUCCCAACGCUCUCUCAGUGGAAUACUCAUGAGGAAUCGCGUGGCAAUCUACCUCACGGAUAUGACAUGCAUUCGAAAGAUAGUGUGCAAGCCCUCGGUUUCUGUGAUGGUCUAGGUCUUGAGGCUGCAAAGCAGUUCUUGCCAGUCCAACGAAGAAUACAAGCCUUCGGCGCAACAAUGGAUGAGAAUGACUGGAUGGAAGCGCACCAACCAGUCAUUGUCUCGAAAUAUUUCCGCAAUAACAAGGAUGUCACCUUCUUCAAACCAGUGCGCGAAACCAGACACUGGCACUAUGUCAAGGACGAUCCGGCGUUUGCAGAUAUCGCUACUGAUGGGGAGAUAGUAGCAUUUGAAGAACUUGAUCAACGUAAAAACGCCAUUGUCUCAAGCCACAACAUUGCUGGAGCUUACCGCCGCCCCUCGGUCUCGGUAACAGCCAACGUUCAACAGCGCAUUCAGACAUUUCCAAAACAGCAAGCGUUGGAGACAGGCCUAUCCAUCGAGCAGGAAGAACGUCUUGCAGCUCUUGGAGUAACCGGGGCUCCCAAACCAGUUCGGCUUGCCAUUCCCAAGCAAGAAGAGCAGCGGACGAGAUCGAGGUCACCCGAAAUGAUGAUAGGACAGCGGAACGAAGAGAGAGCGAGAGAACCGGUGGGAUGGGACUCGGGCACGGUAAGGACAACCAGCGCCGAGGCAGAGCAGGCAAAACUCAAGGAAAGAGCAAGCAGCAGCACGCCAGCAAACCAUGUGGGAAAUCCGAUCAGCAUCUGCAUCAGCACACUCCACGUCCUCACCCACCAAGUGCUACAGAAGGGGAAUCUAGCUUUCCCAGCGAUCGAUGACCAUUCGAACACACUCGUAAUGAGGGCUCAGUGA
Messenger RNA from Fonsecaea nubica, 1332 nucleotides. RefSeq lists its product as hypothetical. Lineage: Eukaryota; Fungi; Ascomycota; Eurotiomycetes; Chaetothyriales; Herpotrichiellaceae. The coding region runs from base 1 to 1332 and encodes 443 amino acids. The transcript has 3 exons. The record is from RefSeq and is a predicted model, not a curated record.